AUGAUGUUGAAUGGCUCGAAGUAUGUCGGAGGUGCUAGAACAGCCACCCCAUACCAACUCCGAGAUAUGUUUGUUACAUUCCUAACCAACUGCUUCGUUGCAAGCCCUAAAGACCUAUGGGAACACUCAUGGAAAUCAAUGAGCGAGGACAUACUUCACAAGAGACAAAGGAUCUUGGGUCACACAAAUCUGGAACUGGAUGAUGAGACCCUUGAGCAAUACACGUUAAUCGAAGUCGAAAAGUUGAUGCGAAUGCAUGACCGCUCAUUAAAUGAUAUUAAAGAUAUGCCAAAGAUCAAACCUGUUUUACUAAAAGAAUUGAGGAACAGUUUGUGGAACCAAGAAAUGGAUUACGAUGUUGCCGAGGAAACACUAAGACAUGACCGGCAGUACAACUUACUUAACGCCGAGCAGCGUACGAUUUAUGAAUCAGUUUUAGACUCUGUUGAUAAAAAGGAUGGGAAACUAUUCUUUGUAUAUGGUGCAGGUGGCACAGGAAAAACAUUCUUAUACCAAACCAUUAUAUCCAGACUUCGCUCGAGAAAACAAAUCGUUCUCCCGGUUGCUUCUUCAGGAAUAGCCGCAUUGCUACUACCAAACGGGAGAACAGCUCAUUAUCGCUUUAAUAUUCCUUUGAAGCUCGAUGAAAAUAAGCUCUGCAACAUCAAACCAAAUACAAUGAUGGCUGAACUAAUCGAGAAAAUGGACCUCAUAAUUUGGGAUGAGGCACCUAUGACACACAAGCAUGCUUUCGAAGCACUAGACAAAAGUUUGAAAGACAUAAUGUCUAUAAAAAAUCCACCCGCAAAAGAUCAAACUUUUCGCGGCAAAGCAGUUUUGUUAGGUGGUGCUUUUAGACAGAUCCUACCAGUAAUUCCAUAA
Molecule: messenger RNA, 882 nt
Organism: Brassica oleracea var. oleracea
Lineage: Eukaryota; Viridiplantae; Streptophyta; Magnoliopsida; Brassicales; Brassicaceae
Product: ATP-dependent DNA helicase PIF2-like
Exons: 1
Coding region: 1-882 (293 amino acids)
Biological process (GO): DNA repair; telomere maintenance
Molecular function (GO): DNA helicase activity
Source: RefSeq, a predicted model, not a curated record